Molecule: messenger RNA, 2127 nt
Organism: Carassius carassius (crucian carp)
Lineage: Eukaryota; Metazoa; Chordata; Actinopteri; Cypriniformes; Cyprinidae
Product: phospholipase ABHD3-like
Exons: 9
Coding region: 119-1357 (412 amino acids)
Biological process (GO): medium-chain fatty acid biosynthetic process; phosphatidylcholine metabolic process; medium-chain fatty acid catabolic process
Molecular function (GO): glycerophospholipid phospholipase A1 activity; monoacylglycerol lipase activity; acetylesterase activity
Source: RefSeq, a predicted model, not a curated record
CGCAGAGCGCCACCCAUCUUCCGUCUUUAAACUCCUGUCUCUGUUCACCUCUGCAUCCUUUAUUCAGCUGCAGCAGCUCGAGUAUCUCAGAGACCGGAACCGUGGGCUUUAUAGGGCCAUGAUCUCACUGGAGCUUAAUUUUAAUUUAUUUACGAGUGACCUUUCACAUUACUUCAAAAACCAAGUCAAAGUCGGGCUCCUCGGCUCUGGGGUGGGACUCUCAGUGGUGCUCGGAUUCAGCGCCGCUUAUGCCUGCUACUACCUGCUCUCUGUGGCCAAGAAGCCCAUACUGAUAUCUGGAGGAAAGAAGUUUCAUCAGUUCCUGAGGGACAAAUGCCCCGUGGUCUCAGAGACAUACUACCCCACGUUCUGGUGCUGGGAGAGCCGGGUGCAAACGCUGCUCAGACCCUUCGUGACCGCCAAGCCCUGGGUCAACUACAGAAAUGAGCUCAUUACAGCACCAGAUGGAGGCCAGAUCUCUCUGGAUUGGUUUGACAAUGAUGACAGCGCGUCCCACCCGGACCAGUCCACGCGCCCCACUGUGCUGCUGCUCCCGGGACUGACGGGCACAAGUCGCGAAUCCUACAUUCUGCAUAUGGUACAGCAAAGCCGGGAUCUGGGCUACAGAUGUGUGGUGUUCAAUAACAGAGGAGUAUCGGGUGAAAAGCUACUGACGCCUAGGACGUACUGCGCAGCGAACACAGAGGAUCUGGAGGUGGUCAUCGAACAUGUCCAGAAGACCAUUGACAAAGCUCCGCUCAUGGCGGCUGGGGUUUCAAUGGGCGGGAUGAUGCUGGCGAACUAUCUGGGUCGGAAGGGCUCGGAGGUGCGUCUGAAGGGAGUGGUGGUUUUCUCGGCAGGCUGGGAUGUGUUUGAGUGCACGGCUUCACUGGAGAAGCCCCUGGACCGCUUCCUCUUCAACUCCUACCUCACCAGCUGCCUGCAGGCAUCCGUGGACCGUCACCGAACCAUUCUUGAAAAACAGUAUGACAUAGACCACGUGAUGAAGGCUAAAACAAUCCGAGAGUUUGAUGAACGUUUCACAUCCAUCAUGUUCGGUUAUCCAUCCAAUGACGACUACUAUCUAGACGCGAGCCCCAUUCACAAGAUCAAGUCUGUGCAGGUGCCAAUGCUGUGCCUCAAUGCAGCGGACGAUGUCUUUUCCCCCAAUCAUGCCUUUCCGGUGGAGGCGGUGAAGCAGAACCCCAAUGUGGCGCUGCUCAUCACCUGUCACGGCGGCCAUAUUGGCUUCCUGGAGGGUCUGUGGCCACGGCAGAGCACCUACAUGGACCGGGUCUUUCACCAGUUCACCAGUGCCGUGUUUGAGAAUGGCAGCGGUCUGGAUGAUCUCCACUGACCUUCUCUUUCCAUUCCCUCUACAGCCAUGAGCAAAAAAAAUCUGUAUACAUUUCCAAAAUGAAGUGCACAGGUUCACUUGAGGGCCAGGAUUUAAUAUUAUUAUUAUUUAUUUCUUUAUUUUAGUAGUUUUAAGCACAUUUGCAUUCAUGGAACUGAAAUUCUUCCUAGAAAUUCUUGCAUGUUCCAUCCGUCCAUCCACUGAUGCGCUUAUUUGUUUCUUAAUUGCAUGUCUGCGUAUGACUCGCUUAAUUAAGUAUUUCUAAAAGUGAUUUAAGGAAGCAUCCACCUGGACCAUUGAAUCACUCAUCAGGUGAUGUUACUCAACAUGAAUCCACACGACGAUGAGAUUGUCCUGAAAAACAAAAAAAACAACAAGCCUUGUAACCUAUUGGUACAAUAUCACAAAGAAAUGUCAAGGUUCACCACUAAAUCAAAAUCAGCAUUAGUUUCAUUGUGCUUCAACGGGUAUAUAAAUAUUUUAGGCCAUUUUGGUUUAAAGACAGUGAACAUCCACACAAGGCUACUAAAAAAAAUAGAUGACAGUUGGCUUAAAUGUUGUGUUCCAGUCAUUUUGACCUGGAUUCUUUUUCCCCGAAAUGUUAUUUAAUGUUAUCACAUUGGACUAAAACUAAAGCUUGCCGACUUCGUUCACACAGGAUAUAAUAACUUCCUUAAAUAUUUUGAGAAUUGUUAUGCUUUUUGGGCUCCAAAAAUAAAUACCAAACCUGUGCUAAUUGAAAGCUGUCAAGCUGACAAAAAGAUUAAUUC